GCUGACGGUGCACGCGGACGGUGUGGCGGAGCAGCUGGAGCGGGCGAGCGCGGCGUCGGGCGCGAUGCUGGAGACCCAGAACCAGACCUUAGCCGCUCAGCGGGAGAUCCUGGAGACCGGAAGUGCUCUGAAAGACACGUUACAGCAAUCGACUCAGGGGGUCAGGCGGGUGUUUGAGGAAAUACAGGACACGUCGCAGAAACAACAGCGUCUGUUUUCCGAGAUAUUUAACCGCGUGGCAUUCCUUCACCAAUUUGUGGUCACGGAGUCAGUCGCUCUCCACACUUUCCUCUACAAUCUCCUCGCAACCGCCAUCACCUUCCUCCUGACCUCCACCCCACGCAGUUCGGGAGCAAGGUUAAUGCUGUUGCUUUUAAUCGGAUUGAACGUAUAUCUUGAACACAUCGCCUCUUCCACAGAGAUGCAUCCGUCAGAAUCCAGCUUAGACUAUACGGAGAGGGUAUCGCAGAGGGUUUGGCUGGUGAGGAGGCUGACGGUGAUGUGUGGGAUCCUGGUGUGGUCUUACUAUGUCCUGACCUAUCGAGACAUCGUGCGCCAGAACAUGGAGAUCUUACAGCGACUGAGAGAGACGCAGAGAGACUUACACACAAUGCUGUGCCAUGCAGAGAAAAUACUAGCCGGUCCGAUGCACACACAUGUGCCCAGCCCUUGGUACACGCAGACAGGCGAGACACACGCGGACUCGGACUCUGCCAUUGUCGUGUCACGUCUGGACAUCACGGCUUCUCCAUCGAAGGCAAACCGGCCCCAGGAAGAGAACGAAGAGUUCGCCACGAGUACGCCAAGAUAUCGAACCCCAAGACCCCGAGCUCGCUCCCCCUCUCGCUCCCCCUCUCGCUCUCGCACCACCAGGGGGCGAACCAGGAGAUCGGAAGUUUCCGUCUACAACAUUCUGGUUUCCGAGGAAAAUAAUUCCAAAUACAAUCUGCGGCAAAGGAAUCCGGGAAAGUCACCGGCGGUCAUUUGAGAAAAGUAUUCAAUUAAUUUUUUCCGGACAACCCUUUGGUUUGAUGAUGGACUGAAACUGAUUUUUUUUCCCCUCUGCUCACACAUCCCUCAAACAAUUUUUU
Molecule: messenger RNA, 1091 nt
Organism: Callorhinchus milii (elephant shark)
Lineage: Eukaryota; Metazoa; Chordata; Chondrichthyes; Chimaeriformes; Callorhinchidae
Source: RefSeq, a predicted model, not a curated record